GAUCGAAAGCAGAGCCCUCUGCAGCACAACGCGCUGGAAACCGGCUCCCUCGCUUAGUCGAGAGGAAAGGAGGAGAACGGCACCGGGGCAAAGCCUGUUUGUGAAAACAGGUAACAGCUGAAGCGCUGGGUGUCAGGACGCAGCCACCAUAACUAAUAACUAAUGAAAGCUUCAGGUGUGGCUGGUUGAGGGAUUUGCCUCGUACCUGGCUGUGUUCAGAGGGGUGGAGGAAGGAAGGAAGGAAGGAUCCUCCUGUGGUGGCUCUGAGUGUUGGAGGGUGCAGGGGGCCUGCUCAUGGCAGCACAAACGUCCCCCUCGGACUGCUCUGAGGUCAUUGAUCACAGCCAUGUUCCUGAGUUCGAGGUUUCCCCGUGGAUCAAGAUCACUUUGGCCAUUCUCUACACGCUGGUCUUUGUGGCGGGGAUCUUGGGCAACAGCAUCACUAUCAAGACCACCAGGAUCCUGCAGAAGAAGGGCUACCUGCAGAAGGAGGUCACGGAUCACAUGGUGAGCCUGGCCUGCUCCGACCUGCUCGUGAUCCUGCUUGGCAUGCCUGGAGAAUUCCUCAGCGCCAUAUGGAGGCCCUUCUCCACCCCCAACGGCAACGUGGUUUGCAAGCUUUACUGCUUCCUUUUCGAAGCCUGCAGCUACGCCACAGUUCUGCAUGUGGCUACUCUCAGUUUCGAGAGGUACGUGGCCAUCUGCCAUCCCUUCAAGUUCAAGGCCGUCUCCGGACCCCGCAAGGUGAAGCUGCUCAUCACCUUUGUGUGGGUGACGUCUGUCGUUGUGGCUCUGCCCCUGCUCUUUGCCAUGGGCACGGAGUAUCCGUUGGAAAUCAUCGAGGGCUACCAAGGCGUGACGGCCUGUGUUAAGCCUAUGCCCCGGCACCACAUCCCCGAGUUGAGGCUCAACAUGACCAUCUGCACCAACCUCUCCUCCAAAUGGCCCGUCUUCCAGGCCAGCAUCUUCAGCGCGUUUGCUGUCUACAUCAUUGUGCUGGGCGCCGUGGCCUUCAUGUGCCGCAGCAUGAUGAAGACCCUGAUGAUCAACAAGAAAGGAACCGUUGCAGUGAAGGGACACCAGGAGCAGCCGCUGAGGAAAAACCAAAGCUCGGACAGCAAGAGCUCCAGGAGACAGAUCAUUAUAUUCCUUGGGCUCAUCGUGGCCACGCUGGCCGUGUGCUGGCUGCCCAACCAGGUGCGCAGGAUCAUGGCCGCGGCGAAGCCCAAGCAGGACUGGACGGUGCCCUACUUCCACGCGUACAUCACGCUGCUGCCCGUGGCCGACACCUUCUUCUACCUGAGCUCGGUGGUGAACCCGCUGCUCUACAACGUGUCGUCGCGGCAGUUCCGCCGCGUCUUCGUGCAGGUGCUGCGCUGCCGCCUGGCGCUCGAGCACGCCGGCAAGGAGCGCCUGCGGCGGGCCCGUCCCAGCGCCGCCAGCAGCGCCCGCUCGCUGCGCCCGCUCGUCGGCAGGGCACCCCAGGGCGGCUCUUCCAGCGCCAGCGCCAACGGGCUCUUCCUGAGCACCUUCUCAAGAGCUUCCAAGGYGGGAUGUGGCCAGCGGGAGCCGUCYCCUGGCUCGCUGGAGCCCAGCGAGGAGCGAGCGAUGCUGGAGAGCGGCUCGGAGCCCGGCGCCGAGGCRCACAACGGCCGGUGCGAACACGAGAUGUGACUUGGCAACGUCAGUGAUCAGUAA
Messenger RNA from Nothoprocta perdicaria, 1698 nucleotides. RefSeq names its product G protein-coupled receptor 39 (gene GPR39). The record is from RefSeq and is a predicted model, not a curated record. Gene Ontology annotation, molecular function: G protein-coupled receptor activity. The transcript is spliced from 2 exons. Bases 295 to 1674 code for a protein of 459 amino acids. Gene Ontology annotation, cellular component: membrane. Lineage: Eukaryota; Metazoa; Chordata; Aves; Tinamiformes; Tinamidae. Gene Ontology annotation, biological process: G protein-coupled receptor signaling pathway.